AUGUCUACCGAAGCACCAUGGCAUGCGGCAUUUCCUGCACCAAAGAGUGCACCAUCCUCCAUUUCACGGGAGGAGUUGCUCCAAUGGAUGCAAGAGGGUAAACAAGCCGGCAAGGACUUUGUCCUUGUUGAUGUGCGUCGAACAGACCACGAGGGAGGAACAAUUAAAGGGUCCAUCAACUUGCCCGCCCAGAGUCUCUACCCGACGAUUCCAUCACUAUACUCGCUUGUAUCAAACAGUGGCGCUAAAUACGUGAUUUGGUACUGCGGAUCAUGUGGAGGCCGAGGACCACGCACCGCAGCUUGGUUUGCGGAUUACAUCCAAGAAACAGGGGAUACAGAGAUGAAGAGUCUCAUUCUAGCUGGCGGUAUCAAAGGAUGGGCUGCUGCUGGAGAGGAAUUCACUGCCUUGAUUGAUGGUUAUGAUGCCUCCGUCUGGAAAAAAUAA
Penicillium salamii is the source of this 447-nucleotide messenger RNA. The record is from the annotation of a GenBank genome assembly. Lineage: Eukaryota; Fungi; Ascomycota; Eurotiomycetes; Eurotiales; Aspergillaceae.